AUGGAGAAUCGGACGCCGAUGCAACACCACAGUGGGUAUGAAAUUGUGAAAAGCGAGCCGCCGUCGACACCCAAAACACUGAUCAAGAGUUCAUACAUGGAAAACACUCCUGAAAUGGUUUUUGGCAGUUUUCCCAUUCAUUCCGGGUUCUGCACCCAAGUGGUGACCCACACGGACCCAAUGAACAAUAACAAUCAGCCAAAAACCAAUGCAAAUGGUCGAGCUCUCGCUGCCGACAGGAAACGACCGUACCCAUGCAACCUGUGUUCUUCAAAGUUUGGUUCAAAAAUGGAGCUCGAGGAGCAUCAAAAUUCUCACACCGGCCAGAAGCCAUUUGAAUGUGACACAUGUAAUGCAAGGUUCAAUCGGAGGUCGACACUCUGGAAUCACAAGAGAAUUCACUCGGAUGCCAAGCCGUUUGUAUGUACAGUGUGCCAAAUGACGUUCAAAUGGAAAAAUAGUUUGAAGUGUCAUAAGGAUAUGCAUCAACGAAAAAAUGAAACCUCCGCUCAUCUGGACAACGAUCUCCGGCAACUGACAUAUGCCACAGCAGCGAAAAGAAAACUGCAAAUGGAGCAAGAAGAAAAUGGAGGACUUCCAGCAUCAUCGUCAGCUUCAUCUGUAAUUUCUCAUCCACUGAUCACGACGACAUCUGGAAACAAAAAACGAUCGAAAGCGGCAAAAGCCAAGCAAACGCCAAGCUCCUUGGCAACUACAUUAAGUCAAGUGCAUCUGGGAGCUGUUCAGCCGUUGCAUGCCAGUGCUUUAGUACCUCCAAGUGAUCAUCAAAUCGAUUUGGACACUACCUCUCUUGAUUCAUUGAUGCAGAGUCAGAAUCAAAAUUUCCUUAUGCAACUUUAUGGCUAUAGCGACGAUGGUCGCCACAACGGAGGCAUGCUGUCGCUGGACGACACGAUGCUCUCAAAUCUCAGUGAUUCUAAAUCAGACUCUGGCUCAUCAUCGGGUGGAUUGAGCAUUCAACUUCCAAUGCAAACUAUUAACAUGCUUAACUUCCGGAAUCUUGGCACGCAACAAUUGCCGCCAGUGCACCAACUCGCCUCCUCCUUGCCUUCAGUGUCAUCUGGAAUGGAUUAUGUAAAUGUAAACCAGCAUGACUCUCACUACAUCGUCUCCCAACCCGACAUGAUGCUCGGAAACCAGCCCCUCUACCACAAUGGAAGCUUCGCCAACAUUGAAAAGAGCAACCCACACAACAAUCAGUUCACAAUUGACAGCUGUGUACUGCUGCCAUCUUCAAGACAAGAUUAUCCCUUCGACUAUACCAUGGUCAACCAGCAGUAUCCAAUGCAAGAGCAAGUUCACGAUCAGACGGUCGGAGUGAGUGUUGUGCAGCAGCACUACGCCGAACAAGCUCAUGCUCACGGGAAGACUGUGCCACAUGAGCAGUGGUAAAAUGUGCUCUUUCUUGAAAAAAAAACAUUUGCCUCUAUUUUUCUUGAUGUCUGACAUCGUUACUUUCUCUUCUCAACUUUACCUUCCGUGCCCAGUUGUGACCAGUAUUACAAUCCUUCCCAUUUCCAAUUUCUUGUUUCCAAAAAACAUUAUUCUUGGUGUCAUUAUAUUGUUAUGCUUAAGUUUAAAUUAUCAAAAAUUACAAAAAGCCUAUUUCUAUUUCUCAAGAACUCGCAGUGAUCUCUCUGUGUAGUUCCUAAUUCUUAAACAAAAAAGUCUUUACCUCUCUCACACCCAGUUUUUCUUGUCACUAUCCUGCCAGCCUUUCAGUUAAAGCGGAACUCUCCAAUAGUCCUUCUUCCCAACAAUCUGAAUUGAUAGAAUAAAUGACUUGUAUGUGUACUCUACACCGAUAUCUCCUGUUUACUUGUUUGUACUAUAUUGUAGAAGCGAUUCACUCAAAUUAAGUGUGUGCUCAUAUUAACAUUGCCAUGUUUCGUCCCCUCCAACAGUUUUCCGCAACAUCUCACCACCCCCACCUUUCCUCUAAUUGUAUCCAUACCAACAUCUUGUCUCUUGCUCUUCCAGUCUUUGUUUAUCUUGGAGUCAUCUCUCUAUUCUUUUUUUCUUUUUGAAAUAAAGUAAUAAAUGUAAAUUCUUUAAAAAA
This is a messenger RNA of Caenorhabditis elegans, 2080 nucleotides long. RefSeq names its product Zinc finger protein pat-9 (gene pat-9). Gene Ontology annotation, biological process: positive regulation of transcription by RNA polymerase II. Gene Ontology annotation, cellular component: chromosome; nucleus. The coding region runs from base 1 to 1413 and encodes 470 amino acids. The transcript has 6 exons. Lineage: Eukaryota; Metazoa; Nematoda; Chromadorea; Rhabditida; Rhabditidae. The record is from RefSeq and is marked reviewed.